AUGUCCGAUCGAAAAGUGGUCCUCGUGCUUGGCGGUGCCGGAGCUCAGAACUCGGCAGUUGUGCGGGAGCUUGCGAAAAGUGGCAGCUUUUUGAUCAGAGUCAUGUCCCGCAAUAUACAAUCGGAAGAGUGUGUGGCCUUAUCUACAUUGAGUUUUGUUGAACUAGUCGAAGGGAAUUGUUACGAUGAAGCGGUUCUUUUUUCAGCAUUUCAAGGGGUACACGCAUGCUUCGUGAAUACUAAUGGCUUCGCCAUCGGCGAGAAGGCUGAGCUUUACUGGGGCAUCCGGAUAUAUGAAAUUGCGUAUUGGUCUGGAGUCGCCCAUUUUGUGUAUAGCUCGUUGCCGUAUGUGUCUAAGAGGUCCGGCUAUAACCCGACGUAUCGAGUCCCCUUCGUUGAUGCUAAGGGAAAAGUCUGUGAAUAUUUGAAAGCCCAGCCCACUGACAAGAUGAACUGGAGCAUCCUCGAAACCGGACCAUAUCCCGAAGCUUUCCUCACUGCUUGGGCGCCUACCAAGGGUGCAGAUGGAACGUACGUUUUCAAAAUGCCAAUCGGAUCCGAGGGCGCUGUUCCAUUUGUGGCUUUAGUGGAUCUCGCCUGGGUUGCUCGGUAUAUUCUUGAGCACCCACAGGAGUUUGAGGGUGGUCUGCUUAGCAUUGCUAUUGCACACACAAGCGGUGAUAUGGUAGCAUCGGCUUUUACAGCUGUCACUGGAGAGCCAGCCCGCUUCGAGCCCUCAAGCCUGUCAGAAGUGGCUAAAACGUGGCCUGCGACUAAAAUUGGCAUGGCUGGGUCACCGGGUUUUGAUGACCCAACGUUGAUGACUAUGGCAGGCCAGCUGGUACCCUGGUACACCAUAUGGCAGGAGAGUGGUGGUAAUACGGGCAUAUGGACGAAAGACUACAAUCGCCUGGAUAGAAUUCACCCCAACCGGAUACGAAGCAUCGAGCAGUGGAUGCGGGUUGACGGUUAUUCUGCGCAGAAGCGUCCUCCUGUUCUUAAGACCGGAAUUUUCGGGGAUCCUAUGUAG
Molecule: messenger RNA, 1029 nt
Organism: Trichoderma gamsii
Lineage: Eukaryota; Fungi; Ascomycota; Sordariomycetes; Hypocreales; Hypocreaceae
Exons: 2
Coding region: 1-1029 (342 amino acids)
Source: RefSeq, a predicted model, not a curated record